AUGUGGGUGCUGGACAGUGAUUUGUUUGAGGGUGCGUUGAACCCUCCGAGGAAGCUCCUAAGAACGCGUACGAAGGCAGCGAUUGACGAGAACAGGCCGGUCGCUUUGGUUGCGGCCGGGAAAGACCUAUCUCUUUGGUCGCACGCUCGCCGAAGAAAACACAUCACGAUUACAGUCGACAAUGUCCCCGAAGGCGGCGGUCGCAACCUCCGCUCGCGAUCCACUGUCACUAUCGAAGAUCUUGAUUCGAAAAAGGGCACACUCCUGAAUGGCGUUCAGAUUCGAGGGCAAAAAAAGACAUUAUCUGAGGAUGUGAACGAGGUGAAGUUGGGCAUGUGUUCCAAGCUCAUCCGGAUAGGGUGGAACCCGGUUGUCCUCAGCUUCUCCUUCACGGCGAAGGAGCUGCGUGCGGACCCCUGGACAAGACUCCGCGACAGCCUGGAACAGCUCGACAUCAAGUACUCGGCCGACUACAGUGCAGAUACCACCUAUGUUGUCUCCAAAAAGCGCAACACAUCAAAAGGGCUGCAGGCGCUAAUAAACGGCAAACACGUCGUCGCUGAUAGCUUCAUCAAUGCGAUUGUUGAUGCGGCCACCGUCCCGGACGGCGCAGAAGAGGGUACGCCUAGUGCUUUAGAAGAGGAUGUUGAAACGGCCUGGCCAAAUCCCCUCGAUUAUCUGCCCCCGCGAGGCGAGGAGCCCGUAGAACGGUCACCCGAAUCGUACUCCCCCGACGAGCGGCGACAAGAGGUGUUCGAUGGAUACACGUUUGUCUUUUACGAAUCGAAACAGUACGAGAACUUGUUCCCUGCCAUCGCUGCUGGGAAAGGGAAAGCUCUGCUCAAGGAGGUCAUCCCGAGGAAAACGGAUGUUGACGACUUCAUCCGUUAUGUCAAGGGUGUCGCCGGCGAAAAGGGGCUGGGGUCGUUUGAGGAUGGCAGUGAGGGUAGGGGGGUGGUCGUCGUGCGAUAUACACCGAAAGGGGAGGACUAUGAUUGGUUCGCUCAGUUCCUAACUUCUGUCGCCCAGCGGCUCGAUCAUCGGCCCAUCGAUCAGCGAGAAUUUCUCGAGGCCAUUCUUGCUUGCGAUGCUUCUAUGCUCCGCCGUCCCUUGGAGGAGGCUAGCCAGCCGGUGUUUGUGGGCCCAGGGGCCCAAGAGCCUGUUGGUGAUGCAGGAGAUCGCAUGGAGGUCGAUCGGCCCGCUGAUCAGCCCCAACCCUCCGAGGAAGCCGUUGUGGAACCAGAGGCCGUACCGCAAAAACCACGGGGCCGGCGGGCAGGUCGGGGUCGUUUCAAAGGCUUUGAUUUUGACGAUGCAGAGGAGCCCGUGGAAGAAACUCCUCCAGUGGAAACCCCUGCGCCGCCCCAAGCAGCCGCCGCAUCUCAGGAUAGUUUGUUCGUUUCUCAGAACCAAGAGCCGAGCCUCCCUGCAGAGGAAGAGCCUCCCGUUGCGCGCGCCACCCGACAAACACGGCGCAAGCGCCCAUUAUCGCCAUUGCCGGAGGAUGACGUCUCCGCGUUGAUGGAUGAGAUUGCCCCAACAGCAGCGGCAGCAAAACGCCGACGUAUCGAAUCCGGCCAAGCGCCCGUGCCUCCAUCCCCCGAGCCCGAACCGACCCCGAAAGCAGGUGGGGACGAGGAGAUGGUUCCAGAUUCGCCAGAAGGAAAGCCAAAGAAGGGCCAGACUGCAAGAGGGAAGGGCAAGAAGAUCAAGGAGGAAGACAGUAUUCUCGAACUCGCACGACGGCAACGAGAGGAGGCUGAGGCGCAAGCAGCCGCUAAGCGCAGGGAGCUGGAAGAACUCCCCGAUGAUGGAAUCGACUACGCCGCCAUCCGGGCGUUGCACAUCAUCGAAGAGUGCGAGGUGCACUUCCCCGAGCCCGGCACGAGCGGCCGCAGCCGAGACCAGGAUAUUGGCGAGGCGGCCGGGCGCCAGGCGCCGCGCACCAUCAUCUCACUGGAGGAAGUCAAGCCCAAGGAGUACGGCAUCGGUGACGAUUACUGGCUCGAGGAGGACGAGGGCGGGCGGCGUAGGAAAGAGAGCCAGCACGAGUCGCAGACCCAGACCCAGCAACUGCCGUCGCAUGGCCGGUCGGACAACCUAGCCAAGGGCAAGGGGAAGGAGGUGGAGAAGCCGAGAUCUGCCGUGCGACGGACUGUUAUAACCAUCGACAGCAGCGAUGAGGAAGACCCCAGCGAGCCCAGCGCGGUGCUGGAAGAGAGUUUUGUGCCGGAGUCGGAACCGUCUAGGAGCCGGGCCGCCAAGGCGGCCGAGAAGGCGAAUUCGCAGCGCCGAUCGCAGACGCAGACGCAGACGCAGACGCAGUCCCAGAGCCAGGCGGCCUCGUCGUCUAACAAGCGGUCUGCACCGACCGACUCGAAUAAGGAUCAGGCGGCUAAGAAGCCGCGGAGGGGGUUCAAGCCGCCGAGCGAUGAUGAUAGCGACGAUAGUGACGAUGAGCUAAAGUUUCGCUUUGGGAGGCGGAGGUAG
This is a messenger RNA of Chaetomium globosum CBS 148.51, 2490 nucleotides long. RefSeq lists its product as uncharacterized. Lineage: Eukaryota; Fungi; Ascomycota; Sordariomycetes; Sordariales; Chaetomiaceae. The transcript has 4 exons. Gene Ontology annotation, biological process: mitotic G2 DNA damage checkpoint signaling; double-strand break repair via homologous recombination. Bases 1 to 2490 code for a protein of 829 amino acids. The record is from RefSeq and is a predicted model, not a curated record. Gene Ontology annotation, cellular component: Mre11 complex. Gene Ontology annotation, molecular function: damaged DNA binding; protein binding.